This is a messenger RNA of Eucalyptus grandis, 5322 nucleotides long. Its product is annotated as formin-like protein 6. Lineage: Eukaryota; Viridiplantae; Streptophyta; Magnoliopsida; Myrtales; Myrtaceae. The transcript is spliced from 16 exons. Bases 407 to 4450 code for a protein of 1347 amino acids. The record is from RefSeq and is a predicted model, not a curated record.
CUCUCCUCUCUGAAAACUGAAUGAUAUCCCCACCUGUCUCUCUCUCCACCCCCACCCUUCUCUCUCUUCUGGGUCUUUCACUUUCCAUGGAUUGAAAGCUAAGUCUCUCUCUCUCGCUGACGCGCGAAAGCGAAAGUGUGGAUGCGAAGCCAAAAAUUUGUACCCAGAAGAAGGAGUUUUAACCUUCAAAGACCCGGCAACAAUCCAUGCCACAUGCCCCCUCCACCCGUUCGCAGUCCCUGCCUCCAAGGCCAUCAUUGUCGUGUCUCGACGUUCUCGUCUUGUCUCUGUCUCCGUGACAUCGUUCCUGCGAUCCGACUAUAUAUUGCCGACAUGGGUUUUCGUUUCUUGUGAUAUUUGGGCGUCUGAAUGUGUUCUUUUCUUGGUUCAUAGCCCUCGAUAGGCAAUGGGGUUGUUCAGGAAGUUCUUUUACAAGAAGCCGCCCGAUGGGCUCUUGGAGAUUUCUGAAAGAGUUUACGUGUUUGAUUACUGUUUUACCACUGAUGCUUUGGAGGAGGAUGAAUAUAAAGUAUACAUUGGAGGUGUAGUAAGUGAGCUCUGUGACCAUUCCCCUGAUGCCUCUUUCAUGGUGUUCAAUUUCCGGGAAGGAGAGAACCAAAGCCAUAUUGCCAAAUUAUUGUCUGAAUAUGAUAUGACUGUCAUGGAUUACCCUCGACAUUAUGAAGGUUGCCCCGUACUUACAAUGGAGAUGAUCCAUCACUUCUUAAGAUCCUCCGAGAGCUGGUUGUUACUUGGGCAACAGAAUGUGCUACUGAUGCACUGUGAAAGAGGUGGGUGGCCAGUUUUGGCAUUCAUGUUGGCGGCACUUCUAAUUUAUAGGAAGCAAUAUACAGGAGAGCAGAAAACAUUGGAUAUGGUUUACAAGCAAGCGCCUCGUGAACUCUUGCAACUGAUGUCACCUCUCAAUCCAUUGCCUUCACAGUUGAGAUAUCUGCAGUAUGUAUCAAGAAGAAAUGUUGGCUCAGAGUGGCCUCCACUGGAUAGGGCUCUCACAUUAGACUGCAUUAUACUAAGAUUAAUUCCUACUUUGGAUGCUGAAGGGGGCUGCCGUCCCAUCUUCAGGAUAUUUGGACAGGACCCAUUUAUGAUCGCUGAUAAAACUCCCAAAGUCCUGUUUUCGACACCAAAACGGAGCAAACUUGUUAGGCAUUACAAGCAGGCAGACUGUGAGCUAGUUAAAAUUGAUAUCCAUUGCUACAUUCAAGGUGAUGUUGUCCUUGAGUGUAUUAGCCUGGAUGAUGAUCUUGAUCAUGAAGAAAUGAUGUUCAGAGUGAUGUUUAACACAGCUUUCAUAAGGGCAAAUAUCUUGAUGCUUAACCGUGAUGAAAUUGAUGUGUUAUGGAAUUCCAAAGAUCAGUAUCCCAAGGAUUUUAGAGCAGAGAUUCUUUUCUCGGACAUGGAUGCUGCUUCUUCUCUUAUCCCAGUUGAGUUGCCCAGUAAUGAGGAGAAAGAAGGCCUGCCUGUGGAAGCAUUUGCUAAAGUACGAGAAAUUUUCAGCAGUGUGGACUGGACUGAUCGAAAAGCAGAUGUAGCACUUAAUGUGCUCCACCAAAUCCAGGCAACAAGUGUCCUUUCUGAAAACCUGAAAAGUGGUGGUGCUCAGUAUGAUAUAACAAAUUUGUUGUUGGACUCAAGUCCGAUGAAGGAAACCAAAACGCAGAAAGAACCUGCAGACAGAAGUGGAGAUGAAGCCCCUGUGAAACACUCAAUGUCUCCUUCAGAACCAUCUGAAGAUGAUCGUACAACUAUCAAGAAAGUGGAAGCACAAGAAGAACAGGCCCUCAAGCAGAGACCCAUCUCUACCUUGGAACCAUCUCAAGAUGCUGGCUUAAUUGUUCAAAAGGUUGAGGUUAAAGAAACACAGGUUUCUGCCCAGCGACCUGAUCCAGCAAAGCUUAUUUCACAAAGAUUAUCUCGCAGUUCUCUGUCUGCUCCUGUUUUGAAUGCUAAUUUAUUGCAAGGAUCGUCUAUUCCUGUGUCAAGGUAUCAUAGUGCACCUUCAGCUCUCGGCAUUACAGCUUUGUUGCAAGACCAUGCUGCCUCCCAGACUGAUGAAAUCAUCGAUCCAUUGACAAAAUCGUCUAUCUCAGCUAUUUCCUCUCCCAUGUUAAGCAUUUCUAGGCCAAUGCAUUCCCAUACAGUGUUAAAUCCACUUUUGCCACAACCAUUACUGGUACUGCCACGGCAGCCACCUCUAUCUAGUAAUUCAGUUGGGCCACACACAGCUGUAGAUAAGCUUUCUCAAAAUGCUCAAUUAACCAUGGAAUCAGAAGACUCCUUGCUAAGUGAAACCAUUGGGCCAACCCUAUCUCCAUUAGAUGACAAUGCACUUGAGCAUGGUGGUCGGUCAUCAAUUUUAUCCAAUCUUUCACCUCAAUCCUCUUUAUCAGGACCAUUUGAUUUUCCUGCUACCAAGAUCUCAUCUCUGCUUCCUUCUCCUCCUGUUCUGGCUUCUCCAUCCCAAGUGGAAUCUUUAUCCAACAUUGCAAAAAGCUUGUCUUCAAAUGCCUCUUCUCCAACCCAUGUCAUUUCAACCGUUGCAUCAUUGAUUGGCAAUAACUCCUCUCCAUCUCCUCCCCUUCCAGCAUCUGAAGUUUCUGCAUCAGCUGCUUCCCUCAUUUCCAGGGUGCCCUCCACAAAGAGCUUGGCAGUUAUUUCCAAGCCCCAAUCCUUCCCCCACCCCCCCCCGCCCCCGCCCCCACCUCCAUCUCCAUCUCCAUCUCCACAUCCUCGUACUGCCUUGGGUUCUGGGUCUGCAGCUCUAGUGCCUCCACCUCCACCUCCACCUCCACCACCGCCGUGUACUGAACCUGCCUCAGGUUUCAUGACUGCGCCUCCACAUCCACCUCCGCUUCCUCCUAGUUCUGACCCUGUUUCUGGUUUCGUGACUACACCUCCACCUCCUUUUUCUCGUUCUGACCCUGCUUCAGGUUUUGUGAGUACACCUCCAGCACCUCCACCUACCCCUCCACUUCCUUCUUAUUCUGGCAGAGCCUUAGGUUCUAUGGCUGCGCCUCCUGUGCCUCUGCUUCCCUCUCCUCGAUCUGCACCUCUGCCAGGUUCUAUGGUUACACCUCCCCCUCCCCCACCUCAGUCUGGCUUUCUGCCAGGUUCAACUGUCACAGCUCCAGCAGCUCCACCUCUCUCUCCUCUGGGUUCUGGACCUGUGUCAGGUUCUAUAUCAACACCUUCAGCACCACCUCCUCCACCUCCUCCUGGUUUGACACAGAAAGCAUCCAUUUCUAAGAAUUCUGCAACCAUUCCACCACCCCCUCCACAACCUCUCACUGGAGGGAAUAUUGGACCUGUACCUGCAACUCCUAAUCCUCCAACUCCACCAUUUCACCCAAAGGGGCGGAUUUUAUCACGUUCAGGUCCAAGAAACCAGGUUCAACAAAAAAAAGCAAACCUGAAGCCUUAUCAUUGGUUAAAACUAACCAGGGCUAUGCAGGGAAGCUUAUGGGCGGAGGCACAAAAGUCAGAUGAUUCUUUAAAGGCUCCAGAGUUUGACAUGUCAGAGAUCGAAAGCCUUUUUUCAGUAGCUUCAACUUCAGAUAGCACUCAUGGAAAAUCAAGUCGUGCUUCUGGACGUAAAUCUGAUAAAAUUCAACUGAUUGAUCUUCGGAGGGCAUACAACUGUGAGAUUAUGCUUACAAAGGUCAAAGUUCCCUUGCCUGAUUUGAUGAGUUUUGUCCUUGCCCUAGAUGAUUCAGCAUUAGAUGUGGAUCAGGUCGAUAACCUUAUAAAGUUCUGCCCAACAAAAGAAGAGAUUGAGUUACUCAAGGGUUAUAAUGGAGACAAGGAAGCCCUGGGCAAAUGCGAGCAGUUCUUCCUAGAAUUGAUGAAAGUUCCGCGAGUAGAGGCCAAGCUUAGGGUUUUCUCAUUUAAGAUACAAUUUCAUUCCCAGGUUUCAGAUCUGAGUAGUAGUUUGAAUGUUGUGAAUGCUGCAUCGGAAGAGGCAAGCCUUUUCUCCUUCCAUCUUCUAUCUCUUCUAGCGAAAGCUUUAACAAUUUGCAUAAAUAUAACUCUUCUCCAAUCUGAUCAGAUCAGGAACUCAGUCAAACUAAAGAGAAUUAUGCAGACAAUUCUUUCCUUGGGCAAUGCGUUAAACCAAGGAACUGCACGGGGUUCUGCAAUUGGAUUCCGAUUGGAUAGCCUCCUUAAACUCACCGAUACACGGGCCAAGAACAACAAGAUAACUCUCAUGCAUUAUCUUUGUAAGGUGCUUGCGGAGAAGCUGCCAGAAGUUAUAGACUUUCCCAAAGACCUUACACAUCUAGAGGCUUCAACAAAGAUACAAUUGAAGUUCUUGGCAGAAGAAAUGCAAGCCAUUAGUAAGGGGCUUGAAAAAGUUGUGCAGGAAUUGGCUGCCUCUGAAAAUGAUGGACCUGUAUCAAAAAACUUUUGUGAGAAUCUGAAGAGUUUCUAGGAAAUGCUGAGGCGGAGGUGAGGUCGUUGGCUUUGCUUUAUUCGAGUGUGGGUAGAAGUGCAGAUGCAUUGGCCCUCUAUUUUGGGGAAGAUCCAGCUCGUUGCCCAUUUGAGCAAGUUGUGUCGACUCUGCUCAAUUUCGUCAGAACGUUUAUACGGGCACAUGACGAAAACUGCAAGCAGUUAGAACUUGAAAAGAGGAAAAUGCAGAAAGAGGCUGAGACACCUAAAGUGAAGACGGGUGCUCUUGAGGCAGCUUGAAGUGUUGAAGAUCAUUUGAGGAAUUGCAAAAUGCAAAGUGAGGAUGGGCGACCUUGGCAACUGCUUGGUCUGGACUUGGCAUAUUGAAAAUAAGUGGUGUCUAUCAAACUGUGACAGUGUGAAAGUGCAUUCUCAUCUCAAGGAUUAGAAGAUGCUUUUGCACUUGAGAGAGAUUCUCAAUACGUGUGCAAGGUGAAUGGCUGGCAAGUAUACAUAGUGAAAUGUGCAAUCCGAACUGACAUUCGUGGCAGAUAGGAGUAGAUCUGACAGCAAGAACAAGCCGUAGAGAAGACAAAAGUAGCUUCUCAGAUUGACAGAAAACAUGAUCGCUUCCUGAGUAACAAGCUUAUCAACGUAGCCAUUUUGCUAUGGUACCAUUUGGGCGAUACAGAUCCGCCCGGUAAAUAAUAGUUAAUUUGCUUCUCGAUUGGCUCAACCACCAUAUAUCUGAUUUUGUUGUAAAAGUGUUAGCAUCAGCAAUGAUCUUGUUCUUUAUCCAUUUUUUUGUUUGGUAAUUCGUUUAGUGUCCAUUCUGUGUAUCAAGCAAAUUUUGCCACGAGAAUUUCAUCAAAUGGUGAAUAGCCAAGCAAGUAUGCAGUUUUGAUCUUCGAA